Messenger RNA from Cavia porcellus (domestic guinea pig), 1641 nucleotides. It is a transcript of the gene Tmem125, whose product is annotated as transmembrane protein 125. The record is from RefSeq and is a predicted model, not a curated record. The coding region runs from base 374 to 1018 and encodes 214 amino acids. NCBI's taxonomy places the organism in Eukaryota, Metazoa, Chordata, Mammalia, Rodentia, Caviidae. The transcript has 2 exons.
AGCCGUAAGAGAGAAGUUCGAGGUCAGGCUGCUGGUUCCAGAAGAGUUAAGUCAUCAGCCCCCUCCCUUUCCACAACUCCCUCCCAGGAACCAGCAGUGACAGCUGAGGCCAUGUGAGUUGAUCCUGAAUGAGGCUUUAUCUCUGGCUGUUAGUCCCAUCAUCCUCUGUGGCACCAGCUCCCUCGGCCAGCCAGGAUGGGACAGGCCACUGAGAGAGCCAGAGCCAGAGAGGUAAUGGUGACCUCAGCCUGGGAUAAAAGGAAUGAGAUUCUGGACCUGCAGCUGACAAGCAGGAGGUGGAGGCACCAGGUCAUGGUCUACACCCUCUGACCCCUGACACUGAACUUCUGCCCUGACCCUGCCUCACCAAGCCAUGUCUGAACCAGCCCGAGUCCAUGCCAGCCAGGAACUACCCCCGGAGGUGCUGGCAGAACAGGUGGAGCUUUGGUGGUCCCAACAGCCACGGCGCUCCUUGCUCUGCUUCACCGUGGCUGUGGGCCUUGUAGCAGGCUGUGGAGCCGGUGGUGUGGCACUGCUGUCUUCCACCAGCAGCCGCUCUGGUGAGUGGCGCCUAGCAACAGGCACAGUGCUCUGCCUGCUGGCCCUGCUGGUGCUGGUGAAGCAGCUGAUGAGCUCGGCAGUACAGGACAUGAACUGCAUACGCCAAGCCCACCAUGUAGCCCUGCUGCGCAGUGGUGGGGGGGCUGAUGCUCUGGUGGUACUGCUCAGUGGCUUGGUGCUGCUGGUCACCGGCCUGACCUUGGCUGGGCUGGCUGCUGCCCCUGCCCCUGCUCGGCCACUGGCCGCCAUGCUGUCGGUGGGCAUUGCCCUGGCUGCCUUGGGCUCACUCUUGCUGCUGGGCUUGCUGCUGUAUCAAGUAUGUGUGAGUGGACACUGCCGUCCCAUCCAUGGAGCAGCCCCUACCACCCACAGUGGCAUUAACAUCUUCAGCAUCUCAGGACAGCUGUCUGCUGGCCAGCGUCAUGAGACCACAUCUAGCAUCGCCAACCUCAUCUGACCAGCCAGAGCACUCCUUCGCACAAACUGCCUCAGUGUCCCUGGAACCACUCCAGGGCAUGCAUCUGUAUGUGUGUGAACGUGUGUGUGUGUGUGUGUGUGUGUGUGUGUGUGUGUGUGUGUCUCCCAGGGCCUUCUGUGUAUGUCAGCCCUUCUGUGGGACUGUGUGAUCCAGAGCUUAUGUGUACCCACAUAUCCAUAGCACAGGGAAUGCGCCUUCUUAGAACUGCACAUUGUGUCAAUGGACUGUCCCUCUGCCUGUCUGGAGUCUCUAGGCAGAGAAAGGUUUAACAGAUUCUUGACUCCUGUUUCCAACACUCUUCAUCUCUAGAUUGCCUUGUGGCACCUGUCAGGGAUUUCCAUAGGGAAGUCUUUUGCCCACCCUGGUACUGCACCAGUGACUGCUCAUCAGGAAGCGUUCUGCAGGCAAAGCAGAGGGAAUGUGGGCUCCAGACGCAGACUUACCUGGACUACAUUCCUGUUUUGAACACUUUGCAGCUGGGCGGUGCAAGCAAGUAAUUUAGCCUUGCAAGGCUGUUUCCUGAGAUUCAGGAAUAAAAGUCAUAAAUGGACAGACUGGUGGCUUAUAGCAGAUGUGCAAUAAAAUGGAGACUGCUACUGUCA